GGAAACCGAGUCAGUGCACGUGGCCGGGCGGGGAGGAGUGACCGGCAGAGCCGCCGGUAGCUGCAAGAUGGCCCCUCCGUCCCCAGUCGCCAACACCCGAGUCUUCUUCGACGUGGACAUCGGAGGCGAACGCGUUGGUCGAAUUGUCUUAGAAUUGUUUGCAGAUGUUGUGCCCAAAACUGCUGAAAAUUUCCGUGCACUAUGUACAGGAGAAAAAGGGAUAGGGCCUACCACUGGAAAGCCUCUUCAUUAUAAAGGAUGCCCUUUCCAUAGAAUUAUUAAGAAAUUCAUGAUCCAGGGUGGAGACUUCUCAAAUCAGAAUGGCACAGGUGGAGAAAGUAUAUAUGGAGAAAAAUUUGAAGAUGAAAACUUUCAUUAUAAGUGUCCUCAUCUGCUAUGGGCUUCGAUGUAUGAGGGACUUGAGGGAGGGUGGUGGCAGUCCAACCUUUUUGCCCUCAUACUAGAGCACAAGGAGCCACAAGUCAUACAGCAUGAUCAGGCAGGGCUGCUGAGCAUGGCAAAUGCAGGACCCAAUACAAAUGGCUCUCAGUUCUUUAUCACAACGGUGCCAACCCCUCACCUGGAUGGGAAACAUGUGGUGUUCGGCCGGGUGAUCAAAGGAAUGGGCGUUGCUAAAAUAUUAGAAAAUGUUGAAGUGAUUGGAGAAAAACCUGCACAGUUGUGCAUUAUUGCAGAAUGUGGAGAGCUAAAGGAAGGUGAUAACUGGGGAAUCUCCCCAAUGGAUGGCUCUGGAGAUACUCACCCAGAUUUCCCUGAAGAUUCAGAUGUAGAUUUAAAAGAUGUUGACAAGAUUGUGUCCAUAGCAGAAGACAUAAAGAAUAUAGGAAAUACUUUCUUCAAAUCACAGAACUGGGCAAUGGCAACUAAAAAGUACACUAAGGGCUUAAGGUACGUGGAGGCUUCUAAAGCCAUAGCGGAGGAGUCAGAUACAGCAAAGUUGAAUCCUGCUGCCUUGACCUGCCUUUUAAAUAUUGCUGCUUGUAAACUGAAGGUGUCAGACUGGCAGGGAGCUAUUGAAAGUUGUUGUGAGGCACUUGCACUAGAUCCAGCAAACACCAAAGCACUUUACAGGCGGGCUCAAGGCUGGCAGGGAAUAAGAGAUUUUGAUCAGGCACUGGCUGAUCUGAAGAAGGCUCAGGAGAUAACACCUGAAGAUAAAGCUAUCCAAACUGAAGCACUCAAGGUGAAACAGAAGAUAAAGGCCCAAAAAGAAAAGGAAAAAGCAGCUUAUGCUAAAAUGUUUGCUUGAGUGAAGGUUUUUUCCUGUUAAAGUUUAUGCACUGAAUGACUGACUUGUACCGUAAGAGUGUUUACAGAGGUGGUAGAGGCAAGUGUUACUUCUGUUAUCUGCCCCAUACUGCAAUCAAUUGAUUAUGUCCAAUAUUUAUUAUGAAACUCCAGUUUAAAUAGUAAAGUUAGAAGUUAAAAUGUUGG
Messenger RNA from Gopherus evgoodei (Goodes thornscrub tortoise), 1455 nucleotides. RefSeq names its product peptidylprolyl isomerase D (gene PPID). The coding region runs from base 68 to 1270 and encodes 400 amino acids. The record is from RefSeq and is a predicted model, not a curated record. Gene Ontology annotation, molecular function: peptidyl-prolyl cis-trans isomerase activity; protein binding. Lineage: Eukaryota; Metazoa; Chordata; Testudines; Testudinidae. The transcript has 11 exons. Gene Ontology annotation, biological process: protein peptidyl-prolyl isomerization; protein folding.